GUCGAGCUUCUCUUCGCGAGAGACUUCCUGCUCAUGCUCGCUGCAGGGGUCGGAGGUCAGGGCGAGCGUCUCGCGGGCCGUAGGAGAAAGAUGGCGGUGGAGUCGCGCGUUACCCAGGAGGAAAUUAAGAAGGAGCCAGAAAAGCCGAUCGACCGCGAAAAGACAUGCCCACUGUUGCUACGGGUCUUCACCACCAAUAACGGCCGCCACCACCGAAUGGACGAGUUCUCCCGGGGAAAUGUACCGUCUAGCGAGUUGCAGAUCUACACUUGGAUGGAUGCAACCUUGAAAGAACUGACAAGCUUAGUAAAAGAAGUCUACCCAGAAGCUAGAAAGAAGGGCACUCACUUCAAUUUUGCAAUCGUUUUUACAGAUGUUAAAAGACCUGGCUAUCGAGUUAAGGAGAUUGGCAGCACCAUGUCUGGCAGAAAAGGGACUGAUGAUUCCAUGACCCUGCAGUCACAGAAGUUCCAGAUAGGAGAUUACUUGGACAUAGCAAUUACCCCUCCAAAUCGGGCACCACCUCCUUCAGGGCGCAUGAGACCAUAUUAAAUUCUAUUUACUAUUUCUUGAAUUUAUUUUUCCGUCAGUUAUGUAAAAUAAACUUACUCUUUUUCCUCCCCUGAUUAUUGCCAUUAAGCCUUUAAAUUCUAAACAAAUUAUAAUGCAUCAUCUAUUUAGGAAUUAGAUUUGGAUGUACUAUUGUAUGAUUACUAAUAGAAAGUCUGUAUGUUUCAAGCCCUUCUGUAAAAUAUGAAGAAAAGUGCUCUUAGCAUUCUGUGUAAAACUGUACUGUUAAAUAUAUGUGUGUAAUCAGCCUGAGUGUGAAAGUUAAUGGAGGCCUGGGAACAGGGUUUAUUCUAAGUAGUGGAGGAGCGUAUGGUUAAGCCCAAAGGGGCACAACAAGAAAGCCACGGAUGUAAUCAAACAUGAGAUUGUGGUGUAGACUGCUGUAUGCAGUUGGAAAGGACAUGUGAGAGUGAGCUCAAGUGGCAGCAGAGGCAGUUUGGAAUAGUAUAAGCUGAGGCAAGUUGAAGCUGUGUUGGAAGAGAUUGUCCCGCCUUGAUCAGGGUACCAUGACAUAAAAGGUUAAAGAAAGGCACCACAAUGAGCACUUAAAUUUUUAACAUGUGGGGAAUAGGGCAUUUUAAAGGCUGGAACCAGUUCAGAGGAAACAAGGGUUUCGGUACAGGUAGAAAGGUUUACCUUGGAGAUCUGCAGAUGGAGGGAGGGGUGAAGGAGGAAUCUUGAGACCCAGGGAGAAGAGCCAAGGACAAUGUCAGGCUGAAUAGGAGGUAUUCACACCCUCUUGUGUGCUAGGUACUGGCGUGCAUCUGAUUUGAGAGGCAGUAAAGCAGUGAAGACCAGUGCAGCAGAACAUUUAAGUCCUGAUUGCAGCAGUGACUCUGCAACCUUGGAUAAAUUGAGUCUUUAUUUUGUAAAAUGGAGAUAACAGCCUAUAGGAUUGUUAAGACUGAAUAUUUUAAGAGCUUAGAAUAGUGCCUGACAAAUGAGAAACAAUAAAUACUGAUUAUUGGCCAUAAAGUGAUAUUAAAACUGGAUCUCUUCUCUUCCAUGGCACUACUCUCAUUUUGAAGUUUAUGAACAGUAUGACAGUGUAUUGUAAAUUCCCUUUAGUUUGUUACAGUAGCCAAUUGAAAGUGUAUAUCCCAAAAUUUAAAAAAAAAAAAGUACUAGCAGCAAUAAAAUUGCACUAGUUUUAUCUGGUACAUACAAAAAAUAGCCAUUUAAAAUCUAAUGAUUCUGUGGAAUUGGUGUCCCUGUUAGCAAUGGCAGAGACCAGCCUGGAGCCUAGAUCUGGUGCCUCUUCUGUGCUGUGGUUUACCCCAAACCUCUAGGUUGUUUAUUCAUUCAGAUUAGAUAGACUGGAGCCAUAAAGUUAAUUUGCACCUAGCUUUUUGGAGAAUAGCCACGAUUAACUUCCUAUUCGUGGUGGCAGUGGGGGAGGAACCCUGUGAUUUACUAUGCAGAUGAAGAGGGUAGGAACUAAAUAAAGGACUUUGUAAGCCAAA
This is a messenger RNA of Nomascus leucogenys (northern white-cheeked gibbon), 2033 nucleotides long. It is a transcript of the gene SAP18, whose product is annotated as Sin3A associated protein 18. Gene Ontology annotation, molecular function: transcription factor binding; transcription corepressor activity. Gene Ontology annotation, cellular component: nucleus. Gene Ontology annotation, biological process: negative regulation of DNA-templated transcription. Lineage: Eukaryota; Metazoa; Chordata; Mammalia; Primates; Hylobatidae. The record is from RefSeq and is a predicted model, not a curated record.